CUCAGUUCCUGCUGCUGGUGAGUACAUCUCACGCGCCUGGCUGAACACCGUCUCCUCCGACAGAUGGUACGCCCCCCUGAGUCCCGAGCACAAGUAACAACUGUCGCGCAUCUUGACCGAGUAUUGGAACAACAAACGAAUACUCACAGUUGAAGCGACAGUGAGAGACGGCGAAAAUGUUGCGGCUGAAGCUAAGCGACUCAGCGCGGAUGCUGAAGAACAUGGUGAUGCUGGGCGUGUCGUUCAUGGUGCACUUCACGGCGGUGCUGGGCGCGACACACCUGCAGAGUUCGAUCAACAAGGCGGACGGCGUGGGCACGGCCGCGCUUGCCGCGCAGUACGCCGCGCUCGUCGCUUCCAGCCUCUUCCUCUCCGUCUUCCUCAUACGACGCAUCGGCUGCAAGUGGACAAUGGCGGUGUGCAUCCUGUGCUACCUGCCGUACAUGGGCGCUCAGCUGUACCCCCGCACCUACACGCUGGUUCCCGCUGCUCUGCUGAUGGGUUUGGCGGCAGCGCCGCUAUGGAGCGCCAAGUGCACCUACCUGUGCGUCAUCGCAGACGUCUACAGCCGCGGGAGCGGAUCCAACCUCAAGACUGCACGUGACCGCAUCAUCGGCUCCUUUUUCAUGAUAUUUCUCUUCUCCAUGGUAUGGGGAAAUCUCAUUUCAUCACUGGUGUUAAAUUCUGGGACAAGCAGUGUGAGUGCUAACGUAUCAUCAGAGCUGCUUCAUUGCGGAGCAGACUUUUGUCCAGGAAGUGGCGAAACUGAAACCAAUCCAAAUCUGGCACGUCCAGAUGAGGACAAAAUCAGUAUUAUAAUGUAUAUAUACAUCGGCUGUAUAGUUCUCGCAGCGCUGAUUAUUCUCCUUGGAAUUGAUCAACAUGAGAGGUACGAGCAGAAAAGCGUUUGGUCUCAGGUGACAGCAACCUUGAGACUUCAUGUUGAUCGGAAGAUGCUUCUGAUUUUACCUAUCUCCCUAUGGCUUGGAAUUGAUUAUGCUUUUGUUGAAGCUGAGUAUUCUGCAGCUUUCGUCGCGUGCGCGUGGGGUAUCUCCCAGAUUGGCUUCGUCAUCGUUGUGUAUGGCUUGCUGAACUCUGGGGGCGCGCUGGUCACAGGCUGGCUGAUGGAGAAGGUCGGCUCCCUGCUGCUGGUGUGCGUAGUGGGCGUGGCGCACUUGGCUGUAAUGAUUGCCAUGCUGCUUUGGAAGCCAGCCGCUUCGCACACGGCAGUCUACUUCAUCAUAGCGGGACUGCUCGGCGCAGCAGAUGGACAUUGGGCUGUCCAAAUAAACGCACUGUACGCCAUAGUGUUCCCUGGCAACGAAGAUGCCGCUUACAGUAACUUCCGACUGUGGCAGUCCAUUGGGUUUGUGGUUGCCUUCUCCUACAGCCACUAUCUGUGCAUCGCAGCCAAAAUUUAUGUCAUUAUGGCCCUGCUGGUGGUUGGUGUGGCUGCAUGGAUGGGACUUGAGUUUUGUGUUCUGAGGAAAUCGCUUCUGCCCGGCAAAGUUUGAAAGGAAGCGAUGUUGCAAGAUAUAUCUCGGUGCAGCGUGUCGUGGCGAUCAGACUACUGCCCUUCUGGACAGCUGAGAUAGAUUCUGUCAGCAGAAAUUUGUGAUCUACGUUCUUGCUCCAGAUAAAUAGUCCGAUCGGUCCCAGAAAGGACAUUUCAAAUAAAAUUAGUAGAAAACUUGGGCAUUAUUUCGAAAAAUAAAAAUAAAGAUUCGUCCGUGUAGAUUCACAAGCAUAUAAUGCUGUUUUAUUCAACAGGAAAAACGUAUUUACGAAAUAAUCAUCGUUAAUUAGUUUAACUAUUCUUCUCAGGUUUCCUUAGUAUUAGCAGUAUCUAUGCACUUUUUGAGAUUGUAAUCUAGAUAUGCAAGUACGAUUGUUGUUCUUUUUUCAUGGCAAUGUUCCUGAAUGGUGUAACGCAUUUAAUGUAUAUUUUUCGGUAAAAGUUUCGUAAAGAAAAUUUUCUUCUAGUUAUUUUAUAGGGUUUAUGAUUUUAAUUUUUUGAUAAAUACAACUACAGAAACUUGAA
Messenger RNA from Schistocerca cancellata (South American locust), 2041 nucleotides. RefSeq names its product UNC93-like protein. Gene Ontology annotation, biological process: regulation of muscle contraction; regulation of potassium ion transport. Gene Ontology annotation, cellular component: striated muscle dense body; plasma membrane. NCBI's taxonomy places the organism in Eukaryota, Metazoa, Arthropoda, Insecta, Orthoptera, Acrididae. Bases 177 to 1514 code for a protein of 445 amino acids. Gene Ontology annotation, molecular function: potassium channel regulator activity. The record is from RefSeq and is a predicted model, not a curated record. The transcript has 7 exons.